This is a messenger RNA of Serpula lacrymans var. lacrymans S7.9, 342 nucleotides long. RefSeq lists its product as uncharacterized. NCBI's taxonomy places the organism in Eukaryota, Fungi, Basidiomycota, Agaricomycetes, Boletales, Serpulaceae. The transcript has 3 exons. The record is from RefSeq and is a predicted model, not a curated record. Bases 1 to 342 code for a protein of 113 amino acids.
AUGGCAGCCUCUCUUCCCAUCCCCGUGUUCACAAACCUCAAUGAUCUCUAUCAAAACCUCGCUACAACCUUGAAUCAUGCGAGUUCAAAACAAGGUUCGGGAGACCUCCAGUCUACAUCGCACGAGCACCAGGCCGUGUCAAGUAACCGUACCCUCUUUUCCUCCUCUUCCCUCACUAGCAGAUAUAUCCUUGAACUUUGCACAUCUAGCCUCAUAGGCGAGCACAUCGAUAACGCACUCUCUCGUGUGUUCCCAGCUGCGAUCGAACGCGAUAUCCUCAUCGCAUGCGCUUCCCGGCCCGGUCGACCUCUUCACUCAUGCACCAGGCAGUAUCAUCGCUGA